Messenger RNA from Microtus ochrogaster (prairie vole), 3082 nucleotides. It is a transcript of the gene Pim2, whose product is annotated as Pim-2 proto-oncogene, serine/threonine kinase. The record is from RefSeq and is a predicted model, not a curated record. Gene Ontology annotation, biological process: negative regulation of apoptotic process; regulation of mitotic cell cycle; protein autophosphorylation. Gene Ontology annotation, cellular component: cytoplasm. Lineage: Eukaryota; Metazoa; Chordata; Mammalia; Rodentia; Cricetidae. Gene Ontology annotation, molecular function: ATP binding; protein serine/threonine kinase activity.
GCUGCAAAAGCGACGGCGGCAGCAAACCUGCAUCCUAGGAAAGGAGGCUGCGCUUUCUUUUCUAAGUGUGUACACACACCCCACCACACUAACAACCAAAACAAACGGGGUUGUCGCAAAGGGAUUCCCAAAACCUGUUCGUGAGUGCGUGUGCACGAGCGCGUGUGUCUGUGUGUCUGUGCGCGCGCGCCCGCCCCCACAUUUGCAUACAGGCCCCGCCUCCGCGGAAGAACCUGGCAUGUAUUUGCAUAAGGGACACUUGAAACGUUGAUGGUGGCAUGCAAAUAAGGACUGGCUCCGAUUGGCCGGGGUACAGCAGGUGCCGUGUCCGGAUUGAUCAAAGCCAGGUGGGCGGGGCUGUCGCGCAGGGCGACUCUCCGGGAGGCGCGUGCCCCGGCUCAGUAGCGUUGGGGCUGGCGCGCGCGACGAAUCUUAACGCCGCGCCGUCUGCGGGCGCUUCCGGGCCACCAGAUUCCCUACCUUCCACCCUGGCGCCCCCCAGCCCUGGCUCUCCAGCCGCUCUGCCCCGGGCAUCCACGCCCUGCGGGCUCAGCGGAUUCAGCGGGCUCAAUCUACGCAGCUCCUCCUCCAUGUUGACCAAGCCUCUGCAGGGGCUUCCUUCGCCCCCUGUAGCCCCCACGCAGCCUCCAGGUGGCAAGAAUCGGGCAGCUUUCGAGGCCGAAUACCGACUUGGCCCCCUCCUGGGUAAGGGAGGCUUUGGCACCGUCUUCGCGGGACACCGCGUCACGGAUAGACGUCAGGUGGCCAUCAAAGUAAUCUCCCGGAACCGUGUGCUAGGCUGGUCCACCGUGUCAGACUCAGUGACUUGCCCACUUGAGGUAGCGCUGCUGUGGAAGGUGGGUGAAGGCAACGGGCAUCCAGGUGUGAUACGCCUGCUUGACUGGUUUGAGACCCCAGAGGGUUUCAUGCUGGUCCUUGAACGGCCUAUGCCUGCCCAGGAUCUUUUUGACUACAUCACAGAGAAGGGCCCGCUGGGUGAAAGCCGUAGCCGCAGCUUCUUUACCCAAGUAGUGGCAGCUGUCCAGCACUGCCAUGCUCGCGGAGUUGUCCAUCGUGAUAUCAAGGAUGAGAACAUCCUGAUAGACCUCUGCCGGGGUUGUAUUAAACUCAUUGAUUUUGGUUCUGGGGCCCUGCUGCAUGAUGAACCAUACACGGACUUUGAUGGGACAAGGGUGUAUAGCCCUCCAGAGUGGAUCUCUCGACAUCAGUACCAUGCCCUCCCAGCUACUGUCUGGUCACUGGGUGUUCUCCUCUAUGACAUGGUCUGUGGGGACAUUCCCUUCGAGAGGGACCAGGAGAUUCUGGAGGCUGAGCCCCACUUUCCUGCUCAUGUCUCCCCAGAUUGCUGUGCCCUAAUCCGCCGGUGCCUGGCCCCUAAACCCUGCUCCCGACCUUCACUGGAGGAGAUUCUGCUGGACCCCUGGAUGCAAACACCAGCUGAAGAAGCACCCAUCAAUCCCUCCAAAGGAAGCACCACCCCCUUAUCCUGGUCCCUGCUUCCCUAGGCCCAGCCAGGCUCUCUGGUUGGAAUCCCAUGGUCAUGCUACAGGGAUAGAUGGACAUCUGUUGACCUGGUUAUACAGGUUGUUAAAGAUCCAGUAUUACUAAGGUCAGGGAAUAAGGAUCAGGGGUCAGAAGAUAGCCAAGUCUGCCCAGUUCCUAUCCCAAUCCUGUGAAGGAGCUCUCCUCCCGGAACCUGUGGUCCCUUAUUUGGGAGGGGGGAGUUACUUGUUUCUUGUUCUGUUAAGGAUGUUUAUUUGGUUGGAUUCCUUCCCUUCUAGGCCCUAUGAUUCUUAUUAUGACAUUGUAGUCCCUACACUGGCACCUCCUAUACUACUACCACAAACUUAGACACUUAGUUUAAAUGCUCUCACUCGGGCAAGGGUGCUUUCCUUAAAUACCCCAGCAGCUCUUUAGCAAAAGGGCCCUUACCCUGGGAUCUCAAUUCAGUUGCUGCUUGCCUGCCUUAGCCCAGAAAUGAUUAUUCUGGGGAAGGUAACACCCUAUUAAGCCCUAUUAAUUAGUAUCCCACUGCUUUUUUAAUUUUAAUUUAAUUUUAUUUUUUGGUGAGGGGACCCUAUUGUUAUCUCAAGUGCUCUUAUUCUGGUGAGAAGAACCUUACUUCCAUAAUUUGGGAAGGAAUGGGAGAUGGACAUCAUCGGACACCACCAGAGACUAGGAUGGGAUGGAUGGUUUUGGGGGGAUGGGAUGGAGGAAAUAAGUCUUACUGUUUGUUCUCCUGGGGUCCCCCCUCUCCAACUUUUGCUGCCUCCUCCUGAGCCAGGAUUGUCCAGUGGUAAAGUGUAAAUAAUUAUGUACUGGAGGUCGGAGAGCUGCAGCUGUGCCCUCCUGUCCCUUCUCCCCCUGCCUGGAUUAUUUAAAAAGCCAUGUGUGGAAACCUAUUUAAUAAAUAAUGAAGUCACGAAUGAAUGGCCAUUUAUAGAGGAAGGCAUUAGUGGAGCAUCUACUGCCUGUUGAGUUUAGAUGGCUGGAGAAAAAUUUCUGAAGAAAAACCAACUCAGAGAAGGGGGCCAGUCUGACCGUUUUUGUUUUGUUUUCAGAUGGGGUCUUUUUGAAGCCCAAGCUAGCCUCAAACUUGGAGUGCUGGGAUUUACUUGCACAAAAAUAAAUCCCAGGCUCCAACUGGAAUUUUUCUAGCACUUUCUGUGUAGCUCUUAACUUGAUUUAAAUCUUAAUUUUGUCUUUGCCUUUCAUGCCCCUCCUUUGCAUCUUCCUCAGCUCACCUCCCUUGGUCUCUCUAAUCCUGACGUCAAUUGUCCUGAACCUGCUUCUCAUUUUCCUCUAUUAUGGUGACUAAGCCUUCCCUACUCUAGUUCAGCAAUGAAUUCUAUGAACCUAGCAGUAGGCCUAUGACUCACUUGUCCCGCCUUCUCGAAAGUCCGAUUCCUCCCAGUUGGCCUCCGGGCCUUAGAGGGCGGGACCUGGCUGGGUGGUGGGAACAGAACUGAGUUUCUGAUGCGAGGAGGGUGGUGCCAUCUGAAGGUUCCAAUAAAAGCGGAGAUGGAAGAACCACGGAACCAAUGAAACCGCGGGACGGUUU